AUGGUACAAAAUAUCAAAGUAAAAGUAAAGAAAAGCAAAAUAACGGAAAGGAAAAAUAAGUCCCAAAAGGCAAAAAAGAAUAAGGAAAAAAUAGUUGUAAAAAGUUUAAGAAAGAAGAGCAAAUUAGUAAAAAUUAACAAAAUUGAAGAGAUGGCAAAACGAUUAUGUGCUUCGACCAAUAAUAAUCUGAAAUUUUUAAAUAAUGAAGGAAAGAAAAAAGAAUAA
Plasmodium adleri (nom. inval.) is the source of this 225-nucleotide messenger RNA. Its product is annotated as conserved Plasmodium protein, unknown function. NCBI's taxonomy places the organism in Eukaryota, Apicomplexa, Aconoidasida, Haemosporida, Plasmodiidae. The coding region runs from base 1 to 225 and encodes 74 amino acids. The transcript has 2 exons. The record is from RefSeq and is a predicted model, not a curated record.